Molecule: messenger RNA, 7599 nt
Organism: Musa acuminata AAA Group (dessert banana)
Lineage: Eukaryota; Viridiplantae; Streptophyta; Magnoliopsida; Zingiberales; Musaceae
Product: CST complex subunit CTC1-like
Exons: 16
Coding region: 101-4189 (1362 amino acids)
Biological process (GO): positive regulation of DNA replication; telomere maintenance via telomere lengthening
Cellular component (GO): CST complex
Molecular function (GO): telomeric repeat DNA binding; single-stranded DNA binding
Source: RefSeq, a predicted model, not a curated record
CGCUUUCCAAACCCCUUCAAAAACCCUAACCCCUUCAAAUCCGCUCCCUUUCUCCACCACCGAAGAACUCCAUUUGAUCCUCCUCAGGGACCGAGAGCGCAUGGAGGGUGUUCGGACCCUCUCCAUCUCCGACCUUCUACACUUCUCGCGUCCUCUUUCGGGCGCCGCCUCCCUCGGCUCCGCUUUCUCCCCCCCUUCCGCGCCAAAAAGACCCAGGCCUGACGGCCCCGACGAGAACCCCAUCGAACCUCCUUUCGUCUCCUCUGUUCAAAACCCUGACCCUGGAAUCUUCUCGCCCCUGGGUCACCCCGUGCUCCUCAUCGGCACCAUCGACCUGUUUCCGGAGGAUUCUGACCGAUCUCUUGGCUGCCUGAACCAUUGUCUCUCGUUCUCCGAUGGCUCUUUGAGAAUCUGUUGCUACGUUUUGGACUUCGAACUCAAGAUCAUCGGCCGGAAAGUCCAAGUUUUGGCGUGGAACUUCCUCCCAUUUAAGCACGCAAGCGGCGGUGUUCUUGAGGUGAUUCAGUGGAGCCUCGCGGAAGUUGAGACGGCAUCGGAUUGCGACCCCUCACUGUCGAUUCCUUUGGGCUGCUCGUUGCAAGAAACCGACUUGAAGGCUCGUGGUCGUGCCUUUGGCAUUCUGAGAGCGGUCAGCCCCAUCUUCCGUGUGCCUUGCGUGAAAGGAAAUGAGGAUAGUCAGAAGAAUUCCAGUGGAAUCCUCAUGGAUAGCGGGAAUUCAAUAGGUUUCUUUGCCGAGAUGCUUACCUGUGGCUGUGAUCGUUGUGGUGGUUCUCGUUUUCUAGAGCGUGGCCCUCACCCUCACGAAGACAAUAACAGUCAUUCUUUCACCAAUUCAGUGUUUAUUUAUUUCAUCAAACCUACAUAUCUAUGGCGCCCAGUGCUCUUUAGGCUGAUCGGGAAGGCAAUUAUGGUUUCGAGGUUGAAGAGGAAAUUGGUCUUUGUUGGAGGUAAGGAAUCAUAUCUGACGUUUGUGUCAACAGCGCUAACUAUGGUGUCCUUGAGUCAGCUUCCUACAGUGAGUCCGGUGAAGACUGACGAAGGCAUGUAUAAUGGAGUUGUUACUGGAAUUUACAUGAAUGGCAUGGUGGUUGAAUUGGACGAUAAAGUCUGGCUUUUGAUUACUGAUUCAGUGGUUGCUCCACAACAUUCUUUGAGGGUUGGCGCUAUUGUUUCUGUUAUGAAUUAUCAUUUGGUUCAUGUUAAUUAUUCUUGGCUGAAGACCUUCCUGCUUGGGACAUGCCUCAGAACAUACAUUAGCAUCAAAUCCUUCUCCAUUGCUGACAUCAGGUAUCACUUUAAAUACGAGUCCAACAGCCUACUGGAGAAGUUCAUCGAAUCUCUACUCUUUUCUGCUAAAUUUUGGGUGUUACUUUUGGUCUCUUGCUUUGAGAAAAAAUUUGCUGGGAUAUUUUCUCACAAGGAUAUUUUGGGCUCAGAGAAAAAAGGAGUUGUACAAACUUAUGCAGCUAGAUGUUUGCCUCCAAGUGCCUUCCAAGUACAGCUUGGGUUGUUUAUGAAUUUCUGCAAACAUGGCCAAUGCAAUUUCAGAAGCGAUUUGAACUUCUCGUUCCUUAAAUUGGUAAUACCAAUAUCUAAUCUUACUAGGUGGUGCGAAGAAAUGUGGGUUUCAAUGCCAUCAGAGAGACAUGAUGAUGAUGAAAUAGUUGAGAUGAACCAAUAUUUAGACCAUUUCCUUCCCAGAGGAACUUUAUAUGAACACAUGAUUAGAAGAAUUAUUUCAAGUGAUGAUUUAGGCUUUGUUUUAAUGGGAGUAUUCAAGAUUUCUCAAUGUUCUGGGAGGUUGCAAUUGACUGAUGCAACAGGAAGCAUUGAUGUUGUCGUGCCAGAUUUACCAGUAGAUGUUGAUUUUCAGACCAUCUAUGAGGUCAAAGAUUAUAAACUUGUUAUGGAAGGUUCACCACACCAAGUAGAUCAUCUGCAGUGUCAUUUUGAUGGAUCACUCUCAUGCAGGGCUAUAUUUCAGCAUUUCUCUCAUAAGGAAAAAUCUCAACUUGCAGUUUAUGUUCACUUCUAUGUCAGGGACAUAACCUGGACUAGUUUUCCUCAUCAAAUUCCUUCUUACAUGGACAAGAAUCACGUCAAUUGCAGUAAUGAUGACAUGUUUCAUCUGUUUCUUGUUACUCACAAAUUUCCUGUCCAUCAGAGUCUUCAAGAUGAUCUCAGUUUUUCAAACAGCUCUGGUUUGUUUGCUGAGGCUUUGAUAUUGCCUUAUAAUUUGAUACCUAUUGAGACAUAUGAACAUGGUGAACUUACAGAAGUUUUCCUCAACAAUCAAAAUAAACUAUCUGAUUGUACUGGUCAGCUGAAAGACUCAAUUGAAGGAUGGUCUAAACAGUCUAAACUUAUUCAAGCAUCAAAUAUUGUCCAACAUUCUGAUUCAGUGAAUGUUUCAAGAGAGUUCGAGAGGUCUUGCCACCUUUGUUGUUCACUCACAUUUAGAAGUAACAACUGUAAAUGGUCUCAGUUACCAGUUUAUCUAUAUAAUGCUAAUGGGAUUAUAAUGAAGGACAUAUUUCAUAAUCAGAGUGAUUCGAGGGUAUUGCUAGAAUUUGGAUCUAACAACUUUAGCAAGUAUCAGAUGAUUCGUGUAGGUUCAUAUUAUCUUCUGAAGUGCUCCAAGAAAAAUUUGCACUGCAAAUCAAAAGGCUGUGAACAUAUGAUACGUGGAAAAGCUAUUCUGAUCUCUGAGACAAGCCUCUGGAGUCUUUCAUUUUUGUUUGGUGAGGAUAAACAUCAGAGGAAAUCAUCUGGAGAUGACUGUUCUCGUGCUUCUUCAGUAAAAAAUAUUGAAGAUGGUCCAAACAAAUUUUGUCAGCAUGAGCAAAUGUUCCUGCAGUUCAUUGAUCAAACACGUCAACUUUCAGAUGUUUAUUUGCAUAUAUCUACUGAAGCAAUGACGCAGUUGGAAGAAUUAGAGCCAUCACAACAGGGUUUAAAUAAUCUCCUUCCUUCUCUAGAUGAAAUUAAAAGUGUGUCAUCAUGCAUCCAAAACAUGAUGUCUGAGGUUGCUAUGCCUGCUGGAAUUAUUAAUCAACUGAACAACGAGUUGCCACAAGGAACUCAAAUAUCAUUAAAUGGAAAUGUUGAGAACUUUUUUAUUUAUGACUGCAGACCUAGAUCUUGUGUGAGCUCUAGUUGUGUGGCAAAUUGUAACCAGUGGAGUACAUGCAAAGUUUGUAUUUAUGUAACUGAUGAUUACAAUAUGGUGCGAGUUCGUGGUAGCUUAAGCAGAUAUGCUUAUCCUAUUGGAUUGGGACCCGGAGCAAAUGUGACCUUUCACAGAGUCCUUUUGAUGCACACUUCCAGCAGAUGGCAUGAGUUGAUGUUAACCCCAGUGUCUUUUAUUGUGGUUAACUCGGUAAAGGAACUUGAUAAUCAACAAACUGACAGAAGUCCAAUACAAGAAUCCAGAUGGAAUAUUCAGUGUGAGGAAAUAUUAGAUACGAUUUCAUUAGUUUCAAUCUCACAGAUGCUGAAGUGUAUGAACAGUAAGCCAAUCCGGCUACGUUGCAGGGUCGUGACUAUUGUUAUCUUAGUGCUGGAGAAUCAAACACAUGGAUCUGUUGAGCUGCGAUGUGGAAGAUUUUUCAAGAUGCGAGCAGCAAGUAUCCCACUAGCUGGAUUUUUAUUAGAUGAUGGAUCGUCUUUGUGUUGUUGCUGGGCUGACAAUGGUCGAGCUGAGGCACUGCUUAGGCUACAUGAAACAACUCGAAAGUCUUUCUUGACUAGCAGCAAGAUAUUGAAAACGGCUGGAAAUCAGGACUUUCAACAUGCUAUUGGUUACCAUCUUCAUAAGAUGCUAAAAAAGCAUCAUAAAAUUGUCAUUAGGAACCAUGGAGCAACAUCUGACUUGUCCUGUGAAGAUUUAACAUUUUCUGUUGACUCGCAUAAAGUUUUCAGUAAUGCAGACGAGAGACUUCUGAGGUCCAUCGUCCUCAAUGCAUGUCAUGCAUCAACUCUUAAUGUUGCUGGCAAUUCAGUGGACUCAACUGCUUUAUUCUGUGGCAAUUUAUUCUGCGGUAACAAAGAGUUUCUCGAAUAUCAUCAAAAACUUCAGUCAAUGCCACAUUUGUGGGUUGGAGAAGUUGGCCAUGUAGAUUCAGUGAAAGAGGUUAGAAGCAUAUCCAAUAUUCUAUGCACUGGCUAGCAUCAAUUUCACUAUAUCUGGAGUUGUUGGUGGUCCAUGGUAAAGUGGAUUUGAUAGCUGAUUGAAGGAUACAGAAACAUCCAGAAAGUUGGCCUUCUGGUUCUUGGAGAGGCAGCUCACAUAUGGGAUUUUUCUUGCUUCGAAACCACCAGCCACAAACAUUGAGGUGUGCCAAACCCAAAGAUCAGUAGGUUUGGAGAUUUGUUGCAAGGUUGUAGAUCACCUCCAUCAUGCUGCUACAGAGUUAGCAAGACAAUCUUGGACAAGCUUUUGACCAUAUUCCUCGCCUUCUAUCUCUAGCCAUUUCUCAACUUCUAGGAAUACUGGGCACAAAUCCGGUAAUAAAUUUGGUUUUCAUGUUCAGAAUAUGUCAGUAGGUUAAGAAAAGGCAGUUGAAAAUGAACUGGGGAUACUAUGGAGGAGGUUUAGUUGACAUUCUUCUACUUUUUUGCAAUGCUAGCUAUGUAUUUGCCUAGAUAGCUUCUUAUAUUAUCAAUCAGUUUUUCAUUUUGUUGUAGCAAAAUUAUAAUGCCACCUGGAAAUUCUUUUGUAUUGUCUUCUAAAAGAUGUUUAUUCUAAGCAAUUAUCAAAUCGUUUACCACAGUGGUUUAAAUAGGUGUCCGGGUGCUCGCCUAGGCACUUCGGUGAGGCGAGGUGAGGCUUGAGUGCCUCAAAGCUUGACUAAGUGGUGCCCUUUAGUGAAGCGUCGCCUGGGCACUUGCCUGCUGAGUGUCUUGGGCAAGCGUCCAAUUGAAACAAAGCAACCGAACCAAACAAUCAAGUUUGGUUCGGUUGAACAAUAGCUUAGUUGGUUCGAUUAAUCCAUGGGCCGCCUUGGGCGAGCGACCGAUGGAAACAAAACAAUCGAACCAGACAAUCAAGUCUGGUUCGGUUGAAUAAUAGCUUAGUUGGUUCAAUUAGUGUUGUUAAACUUGCACACUCAAGCCCCUCGCGACCUCCUCCUCCCCCUCGACCCAAAGCUAUAAACCCUACUUCAUGCGCAGUCGCUGACUUUGUCGUCAACGGACGGGUUUGAAGGUCUACCUUUCGUGCAUAGUUCCCUUCACCAUCGUUGCUUCCAUGUGCAACUCCUUCCACUAUUGAGGGAGAGGACCAAAGCUUCCUCCACCAUCGACAGAUACAUCCGAAGCUUCUUCCACCCACGACAUCGUCGUCCACAGCUUUCGUCGUCCGCUGCCACCAUCCGAAGCUUUCUCCGUUGUUGCUGCUGUUGUCCAUAGCUUCCUCCGUCGUCGCUACUGUCGUAUGCAACUUCCUCUGUCGUCGUUGCUAUUGUCAAAAACUUCCUCCGUCGCUAUUGCUACCAUAUGUAGUUUCUUCCAUCGUCAUUGUUGUCGUCCCAAUUGUUGCCCUCUCUUUCCCCAUUUUCCAUCGUCGGUAACUCUUUUCUCUCUUUUAAUUAUUAUUAACAGUAUAUUAAAUACUAUUAAUAGUAGAUCAGUAGUAUUAUAUACUUUUUAUAUUUUUAUAUUUCAGGGUGUCUCGCUUCGCUCGAGUGUUUUGGUGCAUAACGCUUUUUAAAUCACUAGUUUAUCAUCUUCAAUAUAUUUGCAUUCGGGGAACUUUUCAACUAACAUAUUAGUUUUCCUUGUGCUUUUUACUUCAUGUUUAGCUUUUUGUCUGCAGGUUUGUACUCUGUUGUAAAUUUGUAUCUCAAAAAGACAUCAUUUUAAAUGAUAUUGUGAAUUCAUGGUUUAGUGCAUGCAACAGGUAUGUCACGACGCACUCUUUGAUGUUGAGAUUUGAGUGAGUGACGGACACUAAAUUUAGCUACUUACCUGUGUAUAAGAACAGAAAAGCCAGUGAAUGAUAUGGAAGAAACUGUGUUAAGGCUGUAAACAAGAGGCGCAUUGGGUGUUCGUAUUUUAUUUUUGCUGCCAAUAAAGUGUUUAAAUUUCAGAUUUGGAAUAAAAUAUGCUGAAUCCGUCCAAGAAGUGGAAGCAGAAAAGAGCUGCACCAUAAUAGGUGCCACCUUUUUAGAAAAUAAUAGUCUGAAUGUAGUAUUAUAAUGUCUGAGAAAGCUCUACAUUUUCUCAUUGAAUAUACAAGAGUCAGGAACAGACAUUUAUUUCUGUUUUCAUUUACAUUUUUGUGCUUAAAGUGCACUUGUUGUCAUUAAAUGUGCCCUUCAAGCAUGCAACACAAAAUUGCUACAUGUUACAAAAUAACUUAUUGAACUGAUACAGUACCGAUUUGUAUUCCAUAUUGAAUAAAAUAUAAAGAAUAUAAAAACUUGUAUUUGAUUUGUUAUUUGGUAGCUUUGUUGGUAACAUUGUGACAUGGACAUGAGAGACUGUGUAGUCUGCUUUCCAAUUGAUUCUUGGGUUCCGGAGGAUACUUCUUAGCAGAGAUAUCAACCUGUCCAAACCUGUGGACAUGGCUAUAUGGUUCCAAAGAUUGCAUCAAGAACAGGUAUACUGAGUGAUGCUGAGGUUACUGUUCGACAUUGAUAUGUGGCUUUCGUUCUCUAUCCUCUCCAUUAAAGAACAAACAGGAUGAAUAAUUCUCACUAUUUUCCCUGUCAUUCUACAGGCUUCAUAAGGAUGCUGAGAUCAUUUGAGUUUGUUUCUUCUUGCAUAUCACAAAGCUUUACUGUAGCCAGUGGAGGAAGAAGUGAUGGAUCACAAUCAACAGUGAGGGAUGACAAAAGAGGAACAAGUUUGUUGCAGAUGGCGUCUUGUUCUUGGGGUGUUGGAUUCCAUCUCUCACUGCAGAUGGUUCCUCCAUUUCCCUUUUGUACUCGGUACUGUCUUGGACUUCUCUCUAAUUCUUGCAGAUGAAUGUUUUCGAUCAGUUUCGAAGCCGAAAACUUAUGGUGGUGCCAAAGAAUUCAAACACUAGUACAGAUUCAGACCUGAAUGUUUCCAGGUUUCGGAGUGAUAUGCCAUUAGAACACUCGGAUCUCAUCUCCGAUUGUAUUCCUUGUCCCAGUGUCUACUGACACCUAAUUCAAUUCCCAGCUUAUUAACUAUGUGAUGCGGGAAGCAGUUGGCACGUCCUGACUUCUGAAACAAAGGAAGCAAUCUUGAUCUGGUGUUGCUUCAUUACUUCCCUUUGUGUCCAGUCCAUUUGAGACUGAUGUUUUAUCUUCAUUUUGGAACAUCUUAAAUGUUAUCUGAACCUGUUCUUCUGUUGCUAAUACUGCCACUCCUAUUGAUUUCUAACAUGUAAAAGCUCAAACCCAUAGUUGAGCACAACUCUUAAUAUACAAGUGAUCUGCAGACCUCGAUGCUUAAUAUAGAAGUGUUUUGACUUCUGAUGCAUGAAUUUUGAGCCAAAAACUGAGAAGUGAAACAAUAUUCCUAUUACAAGUUCAGUUCUCCAUCUUCCUACUGUAUUUACCUGUUUGAACCAUUGGAGAUGAACAGUUGAGCCCUUUGUACAUUCUG